Molecule: messenger RNA, 1041 nt
Organism: Pyricularia oryzae 70-15
Lineage: Eukaryota; Fungi; Ascomycota; Sordariomycetes; Magnaporthales; Pyriculariaceae
Product: S-(hydroxymethyl)glutathione dehydrogenase
Exons: 7
Coding region: 1-1041 (346 amino acids)
Molecular function (GO): zinc ion binding; oxidoreductase activity
Source: RefSeq, a predicted model, not a curated record
AUGAAGGCGGUUGUGUUCGAGGGACCAUAUAAGAUCUCGGUUCAGGAUCGACCAGUUCCUCAGCUGCAGGAUGAUAAGGAUAUCAUUGUAAAGGUGCAUGCCAGUGGGCUUUGCGGGUCUGAGCUCCAUUCCUAUCGAGGAAUAGAAGAAUCGGGGAGCGGGUUCAUCAUGGGGCACGAGUUCACGGGAACCGUCACAGAAGUAGGAUCGGCUGUCAAGACCGUCCAGGUUGGAGACAAGGUCGUAUCGCCUUUCACUGUCAUGGACUGCUUCUACUGCAAAAAGACCCAGACUUCCCGAUGCGAGCACAGCCAGCUUUUCGGCUCCGCAGGCCUGGACGGUGGUCAGGCCGAGUAUGUGCGCGUGCCGUUCGCGGACGGGACUGUCGUCAAGGCGCCAGCUGAGUUCGCAGAAGACGACAAGGUGCUCGUCCUGAUGGCCGACAUCUGGCCGACUGGAUACUUUGGGGCCUCUAAUGCAUUCAAGCUCCUGGAGGCCACGCCCGACCCCGUCGUUGUCGUCAUAGGCUGUGGGCCCGUCGGGCUCUGUGCCGUGGUGGCGGCGCUCGAGCACAAGCCCAAGCACCUCUUCGCCAUAGACGGUGUCGACAGCCGCUUGGAUCUGGCCAGGGGCCUCGGUGCAGAGCCGCUGAACUUUGUGACUGAUAGGGAGGGGAUGUUCAAACGCAUUAUGGAGGUGACCGGGGGCCGUGGAGUGGAUGCAGUCGUCGAGGUUGUCGGGCUCAAGGAUGCGUUGAGGACGGCCUUUGAUAUCCUGAGACCAUUUGGGGUUAUCAGCAGCAUUGGCGUGCAUAGUACAGAGCUCCCUUGGACCGCGGCUGAGGCCUAUGACAAAAACGUGAGAACCCAGAUGGGAAGAUGCCCUGUGCGCGGCGUCUUUGAAGAUGCUCUUGAGUUGCUCGUGAAGAGAAAGGACAAGUUUAGCUUUAUGUUUGACAAGAUCUUGCCACUGGACGCUGCAGUGGAGGCCUAUGACAUGUUUGACAAGAGAAAGGUGCAAAAGGUCAUCUUCACGCCCUAA